This is a messenger RNA of Drosophila virilis, 4174 nucleotides long. RefSeq lists its product as uncharacterized. The record is from RefSeq and is a predicted model, not a curated record. NCBI's taxonomy places the organism in Eukaryota, Metazoa, Arthropoda, Insecta, Diptera, Drosophilidae.
CUCAGUUGAAAAUUGUUUGUCAAGUCGUACAGACGUUUAGAAAUCGCGCAGUUUUUUUGCUUUUAAUUCAACAUCUGUUAUGGGUCAUAAUAACAGCAAGUCAAAGCAUAGCUAUAAUGUGGAACCUGCCACGCAGAAGCCACAGGCACAGCCCCAGUCCCAGCCGCAGCCCAGCACCGAGCCAGUGGACGACGCCAAAUCAAAGAUCAAGUUAUCCCCCGCACCGGCCGCGGCCACCCCACCAGUCGUUAUCAAUUCCACGCCAGCGCCCGAAUGGAUUAAUGAAGCGCAAUUUGUGGAAAUACUCAAACAAACUGUGCCGCAGUUCUCAAAAAUUCAAAGCUUCAGCGUAAAGCCCGCCAUGGGCGCUGGCGAGAACUAUGCGACGCUCAUGCUGAGAGUGAGCAUUGAGGCAGAGCUGACAGACAAAACCGUCAAGCCCAUUUCUUAUAUGAUGAAAGUGCCCCACGACUCGUCUCAAAUGCAAGAAAUGUUGCAAAUGGCAAACUUCUUCGAUAUUGAAAACGAGUGUUACAUUGAUCUGAUACCCAAAUUUGAGCAGUUGUACAAGUCCAAAGGCUUGGACAUAACCUUUGGGCCGCGCGCCUAUAGAUUCGAAGAGAGCCAGAAAACGGAGCCCAAACUGAAGAGUACGGUGCUUAUGUACGAUUUGGGUCAGGAUGGUUAUAGAAAUGUGAAUCGCCUGGAAUGCCUCGAUUUUGAACAGGCCAAGGUGGUGCUCUGCAAGCUGGCGCAAUAUCAUGCCGCAAGUGCCGCUUACAAGAGCUUGCAUGGACCCUACUCAGAUACCAUAAUGUAUGGCAUGUUUGGCUCGAAUCCAGAAAAGGCUAUGGCUGUGAUGGACGCUAUGAUGAUACCCACACAGAAAAUGUUCGUGGAGAAUCUAAAGAACUAUGACAACUGCGAGCAAUAUCGCGACAAGCUGGAAAAAUAUUUCUCUAAAAUGCACGACAUGUUCAUAGCUCUGGGCCAGGCCAAUCCUAACGAAUUCAAUGUCAUCAAUCAUGGUGAUUGUUGGGUCAACAAUUUCCUCUUUAAAUUCGAUCCAAGUGGGCAGCUGCUCGAUAUGCUUUUUGUGGAUUUCCAGAAUCCCAGAUACGGUCAUCCUUCCGCAGAUGUGCUCUACUUUAUUAUGACAUCUGUGCACAUAGAUUACAAACUGAAGGAUUUCGACUAUUUUAUCAAAUACUAUCACGAUCAGUUGAUCAAACACCUUCAGCUGCUGGAGUACAAGGAACGUUUGCCCAAAUUGGUGGAGCUGCAAAUGGAGAUGUACAAAUACGGCAGCUGGGCACUAAUGGCCAGCUAUCUGGUGCUGCCCGUGGUGCUGCUGGAUCCCACGGAAACGGCCACGUUUGAGAACUUCUUGGGCACCGGCGAAUCGGCGGCCGACUUCAAGAAGCAAAUGUACACGAAUAAACGCUUCAAGCACUACAUCGAACAGAUGCUGCCCUGGCUGGAUAACCGUGGCCUAUUGGAGGUUUAUGAACCACCGCAAGCUGUGCAGGCCCCAGCUGUGCCCUUAACAAUUGCAACGCCUGCGAAAGCCGAGCUCGACUCUAAUGUGCCCGCCUGGGUAAACAGCGACCAAUUCAAGCAACUGCUCAAGCGCAAUCAUUCCGAUUUCAAGGAAAUUCUUGAUUUUCGUGUCAAAAAGGCCACCGAAGCCGGUGACAAUUAUUCCUCAAUUAUGCUCUCCGUGGAUAUUGAAUACCAAGCCGUAAAUGGUCAAAGUUCUAGUGCGUCCUUUAUGCUUAAAGUGCCGCCAGCCAGUAGUGCAUCAGCCGUAAUGCUUGAUUUUAUGCUCACCUUCAAGAAGGAGAUGACCAUGUAUAAUGAUGUCAUACCACAGCUGGAGCAGCUUUACCAGCAGGCUGGUCAGCCCGUUGUCUUUGCCCCCAAGAGCUACAAACUACAAAAUGCACCCGAGUCUGAUCACAUUCUGUUGCAGAAUCUGCGUCCAGCAGGCUUCAAGAAUGCGGAUCGCCUACAGGGACUGAACAUAAAAGAAACGGAGAAGGUCCUGGCCAAAUUGGCGCUGUUGCAUGCCGCAUCCGCACAGCUCUAUGUGACCAAGGGCCCCUAUGCGGAUUGCCUGGACAAGUCGCUGUAUAAUGAGUCGACACGCCCAUUCUUUGAGAACCCGCAAAGUAAAAGCUUUGUGGCUUUUAAUACAGAGGCAGUGAGAAGCUUUAAGGGCAGCGAGCUCUUUGGCGAUAAAGUGACCAAGAUCCUGGAGAACAUGUUCCAUUGGGAAGCCAAGGCAGGCAUCUACGAUGAUACCCAAUUUAAUUGCCUCAAUCAUGGCGAUUGCUGGACAAAUAAUGUGAUGUUUAAGUAUGAUGCACAGGGCGAAAUUGUGGACACGCUCUUUGUGGACUUUCAGCGGUCGACCUUUAAUUCGCCCGCCCUGGAUUUGUAUUACUUUCUAUUGUCGUCGCCCAGUUUUGAUAUAAAACUCGAGAAAUUCGACUACUUUGUGCGCUACUAUCAUACGGAAUUGCAGCGCAAUUUGGAACUCUUAAAGUAUCCCCGACACAUACCCAGCCUCAAGGAGCUGCACACCAUUCUGCUAAAGAAUCCCCUGUGGGCCCCGAUUACGGUUGCGACUGUCAUGUCGGCUGUGCUGCUCGAUCCCACCGCCAAUGCGAGCAUUGACACCAUGUUGGCCAACGAUGAGGAGGGAAAACAGUUUAAGAAGAAGCUCUUCCAAAACGACAGGUAUCGCCAACAUGCUGAGGCCCUAUAUCCCUGGCUAAAUCACAGAGGACUCCUGGAUUUAGACGAUGGCGAUACAAAAUCCAAAGAUGACUUGGAUUUAGAUUGGUUGAAUUUUCAACAUUUUGCCAAGCUUAUUGGCGAGGAAGAGCCUCUGUUUGAGAAGAUUUUGGAAAGUGCUUCGAUUCCAGCAACCAAGCCUGGUGAUAAUUAUGGUGCCAAGCUGCUCAAAGUGGACAUUAAAGUGCAGCUUAAAGAUAACACCACAAAGAACUACGCCUAUAUGCUGAAAAUAGAGCCUGACAUUAAGAUGGAUGAGAACUCAGCAUUUAACAUGGUUCCCAAGGAGCAUGAAGUAUAUGAAAAGUACGUGCCUGCCUUUGAGCAGCUAUACCAGGAGGCGGGUCUAUCGAUCAGCUUCAGUCCCAGGACCUACAGAUUUAAUCAGUCAAUUGACAAAAACUAUUUGCUUAUGGAGAAUCUGCAGGCGUCCGGCUUUACAAUGGCGGAUCGCAUGCAGGGUCUGGACUUGGAGCACACCAAGUGUGCGCUGAAAAAGCUGGCCCAGUGGCAUGCCGCCUCGCUGCGGUAUAAGGAACUAAAUGGACCAUAUCCAGCUAGAUAUGAUGAUGGCAUGAUCUGCGAAAAGUCACGCGAGCUAUUUAAAACCAUAACAAAGUGCUGUGAAAAAGCUUUUCUAAAAACCGUGCGUGAUUUCAAGGGUGUCGAGGAAUAUGAGCACAAAUUGGAACCCCUGUUAAAGGCCUAUCUGGAUACCACCAUAAAAGAUGCCCAAAUUGAUGAGCAGGAAUUCAAUGUGCUAAACCAUGCUGAUAUAUGGACGAACAAUAUUAUGUUCAAGCAUGACCAGAACGGACAAGUGCAAGAGACCUAUCUGCUAGAUCAUCAGAACACCAAAUAUGGCAAUGUAGCACAGGAUCUAUACUUUUUCCUAAUGAGCUCACCACAGCUGGAGCUUAAGAUCGAGCAAUUCGACUAUCUAAUUCGUUGGUAUCAUGAGAAUUUAAUAGAAAAUGCCCAACUAUUAAAAUACACGGGCUUUGUGCCCGAUCUGAAGCAGCUGCACAGCAUAUUGCUCAAGCAUCCCAUAUAUGCUGCUGGCACUGUGAUCACAACUUUAACCAUUUGUCUGGCGAAACGUAAUGAGAAUUUAGCUUCCGACUUAUUUUUGGAAGAAAGUCCAGCUAGCGAUGCCUUAUACAAUCAACUAUAUAGCAAUGAGCUCUACAAGACCCAAGCUGAGCGUAUUUUGCCCUGGUUAAAUAGGCGAGGUCUAUUGGAUUUAGUUUAGCUCAACAGUCUAAAGGAAGUAACAUAUAAUUUAUUGACUUUGGCUCGAACAUGCGUAUAUAUAUAAUCUGAGUCUAACAACUAGGUUUAUAUAUCAUAAAAAUAAAAAAAGGUUGUAAAUGUA